AUGAAAGCGGAAGAUGCCUAUUUAUUUCCCGUAUUAGGGUCAGGGGUUCUACUUGGGCUCUAUACUCUCUUCAAGUUCUUUGAUAAAGACAUGGUGAAUCUCUUAUUAACGGCUUAUUUUGCAUUGGUGGGAGCUUAUAGUCUUACGGAAGCUUUUAGUCCAUUGGUGUUAACUUGUUUGUUUCAAGGCAAGUCAAAGCGAUACAAUCGUUCGAUUCACGUGCCAUUCUAUGGGAUCUACAAGCUGGAAUUGUCUCAAGCUUGGAUGUUUACAUUUGCAUUUGCUGCAAUUGUGGCUGCUCUCUGGUUUCAGACAAAACACUACAUUCUCAACAAUAUCUUUGGCAUUUCCUUGUCAAUUAAAGGCAUUGAAUCGCUCUCACUUGGGAGUUUUAAAGUCGGUGCUAUUCUACUUGGUGGACUCUUUUUUUACGAUAUUUUCUGGGUCUUUGGCACGGAUGUAAUGGUCACGGUUGCUAUGUCAUUUGAUGCACCUAUUAAGCUCAUUUUUCCACGCGAAUUUGCAACGGAAUUAGAGAAACAAAAGAAUUCGAUCUUGGGACUAGGUGACAUUGUCAUUCCUGGCAUUUUUGUGGCACUGUUACUUCGAUACGAUGCCCAUCGUGCUAAUGUAACUAGCAGUCAGCAAUCGUUUCCCAAGCCGUUUUUCCACGUGAAUUUGCUGUUCUACGUUCUAGGUCUUGUUACUACAGUGACGGUCAUGUUCAUCUUUGACGCUGCACAGCCAGCGCUACUGUACCUGGUGCCGGCGUGUCUGGGCUCGGCACUAGUUACUGCGUUCGUCCGGGGUGAGUUCAAGGAGCUGCUGGAGUACUCGGAAGAGGACGAAGAAGAGGAAGAUAGCAGCGAGAAGAAUGACGACGACAAGGACGAUGAUAAGGACGAUGACGACAAGGAGACUAAGAAGUCCAAGUAG
Messenger RNA from Peronospora farinosa, 936 nucleotides. The record is from the annotation of a GenBank genome assembly. NCBI's taxonomy places the organism in Eukaryota, Oomycota, Peronosporomycetes, Peronosporales, Peronosporaceae.